This is a messenger RNA of Teleopsis dalmanni, 1055 nucleotides long. RefSeq names its product serpin B4-like. The transcript is spliced from 3 exons. The record is from RefSeq and is a predicted model, not a curated record. Lineage: Eukaryota; Metazoa; Arthropoda; Insecta; Diptera; Diopsidae. Gene Ontology annotation, molecular function: serine-type endopeptidase inhibitor activity. The coding region runs from base 123 to 1055 and encodes 310 amino acids.
UUGUGCUUCAAUAUUUACUCACUCAGUUUUUGGUUGCGAAUGUGAAUGGCAAACUCAACUUAAAUGAAUCCAUAAAUUUAAAGCAAAUUUUGAAUGAAAAAAUAUGGGAACCAGCAGAUCCGAUGAAGAAUUUUUUAAUAUCGCCAUACGGAAUACUCGAAUUGCUGGAAAAUUUGAAUACGAAUGCUGAAAACGUUUAUAGAAUAGAAGAAACAAAUGCAGAGAAGAAUUUUGAUAGCCAGGCAGCCAGCGAGGAAUAUGAAACAUUUCAUUUGCAUGCUGCGAAUCCUAUUAAAGUAUCGAAUACAUUGCAAACUGACAAGGAUUUACGUAUGCAUUCCAGGCUACAUGCAACUGCAGGAUUGAGCUCCAAUGAAACGCUGCCGAACAAUUUAACGGCGACAGAAAAUGAAGUACACACGAAUUUGAUUAAUGCGGUUACAUUGAAUUCACGGUGGGCAUUUAAUUUCCAAAAACGCGAUACACAUAAGCGGAUUUUCUACACGAAAUCGAAUGCACACUAUUACGUGGAUAUGAUGCGAAAGGAUGAUAUAUUUCCUUAUGCCAAGCUUGAGCAUUUAAACGCAACCGCUUUGGAACUGUCCUUGCAACAAAGUGAUUUGAAAAUGUUGAUUUUGCUGCCCAACGCAGUGAAUGGCUUGGCUGAGUUGGAGCGGAAACUAAUGGAGGACCCCAAUUUAAUCAAUGUAAUCGGAAUAAAUUAUUUGAGACCAACGUUAGUGCGUAUACUUUUACCAAAGUUUCACAUGUUAUUGCAUAUCAACAUCAGUACGAUUUUUAUGGAGUUGCUCCAAAAAACUUUUAAUGAGACCGUUGAGUUUGAACCAAAAAUACAGAAAUUCAUACAAAAAGUGCAUAUUGAAGUGGGAGAAAGUGGAUUUGGAGAAGUGCAGAAACAAACUGUGCUUUUUUGGAACGCACAUUCAUCUGUACGAACGACGCCUGAAACAUUUUCAGCUAACCAUCCGUUUUUAUUUAUGAUAAGAAAUCACACUGAUAUUCACUUUUUAGGACAUUUGGUUAACAUAGAAUGA